Molecule: messenger RNA, 732 nt
Organism: Carassius carassius (crucian carp)
Lineage: Eukaryota; Metazoa; Chordata; Actinopteri; Cypriniformes; Cyprinidae
Product: RUS family member 1-like
Exons: 9
Coding region: 1-732 (243 amino acids)
Source: RefSeq, a predicted model, not a curated record
AUGGCGCUCUUGGCUGACAUUCUUAAUGACGUGGCCAUGUUCAUGGAGAUUGCAGCCCCUCAUUUCCCUCCUUUUUUCCCACUCUUAAUUGUCUGCAUUGCUGGAAUAUUUAAGUCCAUUGUAGGAGUUGCUGGUGGAGCAACAAGAGCUGCCUUAACUGUCCAUCAAGCUCGCAGAAACAACAUGGCCGAUAUCUCCGCCAAAGAUGGGAGCCAGGAAACCCUGGUGAACCUGGCAGGACUGCUGGUCAGCCUUGCACUUAUCCCGCUUGUAACAGAUAACCCAUUGUUGACGUUCUUCCUGUUCACUGUUCUCCACCUGUUUGCCAAUUACAAAGCGGUUCGUUCUGUUGUUAUGGAAAUGCUUAACGAGGCUCGCUUGUCCAUAGUCCUCCAUCAGUACCUACUUGAUGGUCAACUGCUCAGUCCAGUGCAGGCCAAUCAGGAGCCCAUGUUCUUAAGGACAGUUCCCAUAAAUUUGGGUGUGAAGCUUGGAGACAUUGUUCAAGAGCCAGGAGAUCUGCAGCUGGCGUUGAAGAACAACAACAAACCGUAUCUCAUUGGAAUCAAAAAUGGUACAGUCUGUGUUAUUCUGGGAAGCGAUGCUUCAGUGUAUGAUGAAAUCAUGGCAGCAUGUCAGGCCUUGUGUCUUCGUGCUGUGCUGCACGAUGUGUCCUCUCUGAGUGAAGCACUCAAGCAGCUCUCAAGCACUAAGGAUGUGUUGUACUGGUAA